Molecule: messenger RNA, 1269 nt
Organism: Penicillium bovifimosum
Lineage: Eukaryota; Fungi; Ascomycota; Eurotiomycetes; Eurotiales; Aspergillaceae
Product: phosphatidyl synthase
Exons: 2
Coding region: 1-1269 (422 amino acids)
Biological process (GO): glycerophospholipid biosynthetic process
Cellular component (GO): mitochondrion
Source: RefSeq, a predicted model, not a curated record
AUGGCCACAGCCGAUGAGAGAACCGGUAUCCCCUACCAACGUGAUGGUAUGAAUGCCGCUCGGGCCGAAUUUUAUCGUGGCCCAAAUAUGGUCAUUCCUCCCAAGCAUUUGAUGGCCUCUACUUCUGACCAUAUCCCCAAACUAUCCGAUAUGAACCAACAUCAAGAGGAAGUCUCGUCUGAAGAGGACAAUUCACCAAUCAAUACGCCUAUGCCAAACCCUCCUACGGUCACCAGUGAUGAUUUUGCACUCGCUUUUGAUAUCGAUGGCGUUCUCAUCAAGGGCGGGCAACCCAUCCCUGAAGCUGUUGAUGCCAUGAAGUAUAUCAAUGGUGAAAACCCAUACGGAGUCAAAGUUCCCUACAUUUUCUUGACCAACGGAGGCGGCAAAACAGAGAAAGAGCGAUGCCUCGAUCUCAGUCGCCAACUCGACCUGGAUGUUGACCCAGGCCAGUUCAUCUGCGGCCACACGCCAAUGCGCGACAUGGCAGAGCGGUACCACACCGUUCUAGUCGUCGGUGGCGAGGGUGAAAAAUGCCGAAUCGUGGCUGAAGGAUACGGAUUCAAAGAUGUCAUCACGCCCGGAGAUAUCAUCAAGACAAGACACGACACCACGCCCUUCCGAACAUUGACAGACGAAGAGUACGAGAGCUCCCGCCUGCUCGACCUCGACAAGAUCAGAAUCGAGGCCGUCUUCGUCUUCGCAGACAGCCGCGAUUGGGCCGGCGACCAACAAAUCAUCCUGGACUGCCUCAUGACCGAAGACGGCUGGUUGAACACACGCUCGAAAACCUUCAACCAAGGACCGCCAGUCUUCUUCUCGCACACCGACGUCGUCUGGUCAACAUCACAUGAGCACUCGCGUCUCGGAAUGGGAGCGCUGCGCGCUUCCCUCGAGGCUGUUUACCAGGCUUUGACCGGCAAGAAACUCAACACCAUGGCCUUUGGCAAGCCCCAGAUCGGAACGUAUCAAUUCGCCACCCGACUUUUGCAAGAGUGGCGGAAGGAAUCCUGCGGCAUCGACCGCUCCCCGUCUACUGUCUACUUUAUCGGCGAUACACCUGAGUCUGAUAUCCGUGGCACGAACGAGUUCAAUGAGAUCACGGACAAUGACUGGUUUUCGAUCUUGGUCAAGACUGGUGUCUACCAGGAUGGUGCUACCCCGCGUUAUAAGCCCAGGAUGACUUGCAAUACUGUCUUUGAUGCGGUCAAGUUUGCCAUUGAACGCGAGCACCGGAAGAAUUCCAAGGGUGAGCUGGGUUCUGACUAA